Toxorhynchites rutilus septentrionalis is the source of this 875-nucleotide messenger RNA. It is a transcript of the gene Blos2, whose product is annotated as biogenesis of lysosome-related organelles complex 1 subunit 2. Gene Ontology annotation, biological process: endosomal transport; lysosome localization. Gene Ontology annotation, molecular function: gamma-tubulin binding. Lineage: Eukaryota; Metazoa; Arthropoda; Insecta; Diptera; Culicidae. The transcript has 3 exons. The record is from RefSeq and is a predicted model, not a curated record. Bases 152 to 577 code for a protein of 141 amino acids. Gene Ontology annotation, cellular component: gamma-tubulin complex; BORC complex; BLOC-1 complex.
AUAAUUUUACAGACAAUUUAUAUUCUCACACAGACAUCUGAAAAUAAAAAAAUCUGGCAUCUCUUGUAGAAGAAAACAACAAAAACAAAUCAUCACAAAUGCAAAGAGUAAUUGCAUCUCUUCAACUACUUUUAAUUUAAUAAAACACACAAUGGAGGAAGACUUCGGUGGUGUCACGGAUUCUCCAAAACGAGGCCCUACCCUGUCAACAUCCACUUCUAGCUUUGAACCAUUCGAUGCACACGAUCCGAACUUAUCUCGAUUGGCGACCAAAAUGUUUCAAAAAACAGGCGAAUACAUUACACACGAACUGAGCACUACUGUUGAAGAUUAUAAACUGAUCGAGAAUAUGAACAAAGCUAUGAUGGGGAAGGUGUCGGAAAUGAGACAAAUGUCCGAUUCUAUAGCAGCCAAAAAUAACGAACUGAACAGGAAUUAUGAAGAGUUGAAACCUCUACUGCAGAAAAUCGACGACAUUGAAUCCACGGUUGACAAACUAGAAGCAGCAGCUUAUCAGUUGGAUGCGUACACGAUUCGGUUGGAAAAUAAGUUCAAAACUUUGAAGUCCAAAAAAUAACUUAACGUUGUCGGUUGUAGCGACAAUACGGCUCAAAAUUACUGAACAUGUUCUCUCGUCAUUUAGUCAAAUUCAAAUUGUGUGAUCUGUGGAUUGCAAUAUGUUGCAAAACACCUGUCAUCGCAGAACCCGUAUUCCAGUUUUACUCAUUUACGCUUUCAAAAUAAAAAUGCAUCGUGAUUAAAUAUAAAGCAUUACAUUUAAUAUAGUACACAUGAAUCAUUCAUAACAGCACAAACCAUUGUAGAAGUUAGCACCGUUUAUCAUCCUAAUAACAAUUUGAAUACUAUCGCUAUAA